Molecule: messenger RNA, 936 nt
Organism: Nerophis ophidion (straightnose pipefish)
Lineage: Eukaryota; Metazoa; Chordata; Actinopteri; Syngnathiformes; Syngnathidae
Gene: psme2
Product: proteasome activator subunit 2
Exons: 11
Coding region: 144-872 (242 amino acids)
Biological process (GO): regulation of G1/S transition of mitotic cell cycle; positive regulation of endopeptidase activity; regulation of proteasomal protein catabolic process
Cellular component (GO): proteasome activator complex; nucleoplasm; cytoplasm
Molecular function (GO): endopeptidase activator activity
Source: RefSeq, a predicted model, not a curated record
GGCGCGUCAUCAAGGACAGCAAGUCGAAAGUAAAAUUGAAUAAGGAAAUAAGUCCACAGAAAGACGUCGUGCUUCUCGCGGUUUAAAUUUAGUUUUAAUAUCAAUACUAAUUUAAAAAAAACAACCCUCGCUCGGUGGUGAAGAUGCCGCAAGCCUCCGCGCUGAAAAUAAGCCGCGAAAGUGCCGCUCAGGUGGAAAAAUACCGCCAUGGCUUGUAUAAUGAGGCACAAAAUCUCUUCUCCAGCCACAUUCCCUCCAAGAUCCUGCAGCUGGACACUUUGCUGAGGGAUCAAGCCCUCAGCGUUACGGACAUGUCGGCCCUGAAGGCGCCGCUGGACAUCCCCAUACCGGACCCUCCGACCCCCGAGGAUGAGGACAUGGAGACGGACCAAGGCGAGGAGAAGAAGAAGAAAAAGCCCAAAUGUGGCUUCAUCAAGACCAACGAGAAGAUUGUGGCGCUGGUGGAGAAGCUGAAACCCGAGAUUGUCAGUCUGCGGGAGACCAUCAUCGCCGUCACAUGUUGGAUUCAACACCUCAUCCCGCAAAUAGAGGACGGAAACGACUUUGGCGUGGCCAUCCAGGAGAAAAUCUUGGAGCGGAUUGCAGCAGUGAAGACUAAAGUGGACACUUUUCAGAGCAACAUCAACAAGUACUUCUCGGAGAGGGGAGACGCCGUCGCCAAAGCAUCCAAAGACACUCACGUGAUGGACUACCGCUCCCUGGUCCACGAGAAGGACGUGGCCGUCUACUCGGACAUCAGAGUCAUGAUCCUGGACCUGCGUGGAUUUUACGUGGAACUCUACGACAUGGUGAGCAAGAACGCGGAGAAGGUGACCAACCCCAAAGGCGGGGAGAAGCCGCCCAUGUACUGAGUUCUGAAGGUGGUCCGGCUCAGUGUGACAAAGGCACUCAUCAAUAAACCAAACACUUUCUCAA